Molecule: messenger RNA, 618 nt
Organism: Cicer arietinum (chickpea)
Lineage: Eukaryota; Viridiplantae; Streptophyta; Magnoliopsida; Fabales; Fabaceae
Source: RefSeq, a predicted model, not a curated record
AUGGCCUCAAACUCCAUAUCCUAUGUGUUACCACCACCAUCAAGAAGGCUUCCAAGAAGGCCCAAAAGGUCAAGGAACAAAGAUGGUGAUGAAAAAAAUAAGGACUCAACAAUGAUUAGUAGGAAAGGGAUGCCAAAUAAGUGCACCAAGUGUAAACAAACUGGUCAUAACAAGACAUCAUGUCCAAGACAAACCCAAGAAACCCAAAGGAAGACCCAAACUGAAACUGAAGCUCUACAGACCAAAACUGAAACUGUAGCUCCCCAAACUGAAACUCAACCUGACCUGACCCAAACUAAAACUGCCCAAGCUCAAACGCAACCUAUCAAACCCAGAGGAAGACCCAAGAAAAACCAACCCACACAAGCCCAAUCUCAACCUGUCAAACUCAGAGGAAGACCCAAGAAAAACCCACCCCUACAAGCCCAAUCUCAACCUGACCAGGCCAAACCCAUCAAACUCAGAGGAAGAUCCAACAAUGCACAAGCUCAAUCCCAGCCUGCACAAGCUCAGUUCCAGCCUACACAAGCUCAGUCACAACCUGCACAAGCUCAGUUCCAGCAUGUAGAAGCUCAGUCCCAGCAUGCACAUGCUCAAUUCCAGCCUGCACAAACUUAG